UAACCUUUAAAUUUGGAUGUUCAUUUCGUAACUUCAAUUUUUUGCUGAAUAUACAAAUUUUAUUACUAUAUAAGCUGCAACUUUGCUGUUACAAGCACACUUCAACCGAUUGGGAUGGUCGGUUUCAAUAUGCGGUCACAAUUUUUGAUUUGUUUCUUUGUGGGCCUAGCCCUUGCACACCCAAACAACCCAGCAUGGAAAUCCAAUACUGAAUACACCUACGAAGUAUCAGGAAGAACCCUAGCUAGUUUCAAUGGAAUCUCUGACGAAUACACUGGAAUCGUUUUACGAGCAAAACUUUUGGUCCACCCCCAAGGUACCGAUCGUCUCAGAUGUCAAAUCAACCAUCCUGAGUAUGCCGAAGUCCAUACUACACUUACUGAAGGAUGGAUGUCGAAACUUCCUGAGAACAAACUCAGCUACAGACCACUGAAAAUGGCAAAUAAACCAUUCGAAGUUGUCUUGAAGAAUGGAGUUGUGAAAGAUGUCAUCGUUGAGAAGGAGGUAUCCCAAUGGGAAGCCAAUGUCAUCAAGAGUUUCGUCAGUCAAUUCCAAUUGGAUACCAAAGCUGAAAACGCUAUUCAUUCCGAUUACAACGUUCUUCCCAAUGAUGAAACUAACAACGCUGUAUACAAGACUAUCGAAGACACCGUAACUGGAAUCACUGAAACCUCCUAUGACAUUCAUCCAAUGCCAGAGUAUAUCUUACAGGCCGAACCUCAUUUGGCUCCAUUCCCUCAUCUUAAAGGAGAUGGUUCCAUCAUUGAAAUCGUCAAGAACAAGAACUACACAGCCGGACAUCAACUCCCUGCUUACUUCGUAGGACUUGGUAAAGCUGGAAAAUGGCAAAUAGCUGGAAACAGAAUGGGUGGAGUCAUACACAGGAACUCUUUCUCUCGUGCAAUUGUUACUGGUACUCUCCAGAGAUACACUAUUCAGUAUUCUGAAACCACCAAUGAAAUCGUUGUAUCCCUGAAAACUAACAGGAAGGGAUCAGUCAACAGCAUGAUCAGAAUCAAGUUGGUGAAUGCUCAACAACAAACUUCACAGUUGUCCACCUUGUCAUCUCCAGUACGUACUGGAAGUCUUGUUUACACCUAUCAAAAAGAGAAAUCUGAAGGAUUUGUCAGCGAAGGAAGAACUUUUGAAUCCCACAAGUACAUGAAACACUCAGAUGAUGAAGUGUCUUAUACAAAGCACCAUAAAAGACACCCAAGAUCACUCUUCUCAAGUGAAGAAACUGAUGAAGGCUCAAUGGAAAGCGAAGAAGAAUGGACUUCCCUCAAACCAAAACUGUCUGAAUAUUUCCAUGUCCCCUUAGUCGGUGUGUCAAUUGGAUACAAUGGUCUCUCUAUCAAGAAAGCACCUGGAAUGCAAAUUGUCGAAAAAGCUUGCAGUUUCGCCCAGAAAAUAGCAUCAGAUCUCGAAGAACCAGAAGAAAUUCCCAAAAAACAAACUUUGGGCAAAUUCAUAACUUUGACAGCAAUCUUACGUGUUAUGGAUGAACAAGAAUUGAAACAGGCUGCUCAAAGAUUAUACACUAAAGAAACCAAAGGACACAAAUACAAUACCUGGGUAAUCUUCCGUGACUCUGUUGCCGAAUGUGGUACAGGACCUGCCUUCAUGGUUAUCAAACACUACAUCGAAACCAAGAAACUCGAAGGUUAUGAAGCUGCUGGUGUUAUUUCAACCAUGGGUGGAUCCGUCAGGCAGCCAACCGAAGAAUAUAUGAGGUCCUUCUACGGAUUGGUUAAAUCUCAAAUCGAAGACCAACAAGAUACAUCAUCCUUGAAUGAAACUGUGCUGUUCACUUUCAGCGAACUUGCUCACAAUGUCUAUGUAGACAGGAACUUCUCUCACAGGGAAUACCCAACCCAUGCUUUUGGAAAAUUCUACACCACCGCUGGAAGAACUUUCAUCAAGGAAGAAGUGAUUCCAUACAUCACCAAACAAAUGAAGGAAGCUAUUUCAAAUGGAGACUCCCGCAAAAUCAACACUUACAUUCGUGCUUUAGGACAAAUUGGAGAUCGUCAAAUCCUUUACGCUUUCGAACCCUACUUGGAAGGAAAAAUUCCAUGCUCCCAAUUCCAAAGGUUAUUGAUGGUCUUGUCACUCAGGGAUGUUGCUAGAGUCCAUCCUGAAGCUGUAGGUCCAAUCCUAUAUAGAAUUUAUCAGAAUAUUGGAGAAACCACCGAGCUCAGAGUUGCAUCAGUUUACAUUUUGAUGCAUACUUCACCUUCUGCUGAAAUGCUCCAACGUAUUGCCAAAUACACCCAAAUUGAAACUGACCACCGUGUUUCUGCUGCUGUCAAAUCUGCCAUCAAAUCUGUUGCUAGCCUCGAAGGAAGUCAAUUCGCUCCAUUGAGAUCUGCUGCAGAAUCUGCAAGUCAUUACCUGACCGAAAAGGACUAUGGUAUUCAAGAUUCACAGGACUUAUUCAAGAGCUACGCCUAUCAUAACUGGGGAUCUUACUACAAACAUGUUCUCCAAACCAUCGUUUCUGAACAAUCUGGAAUACCUUCUUCCUUCUACGCAUCCUUCCAAGGAGAUGGCCAAGGCAUGAAAUACAAGAGUUUCACCUUUGAAUCAGUCUUCUCUGACAUCAGAAACCUCGCCCAAGUAUUCCAGAAGAAAACACGUUGGUACAAAGAAGAACAGAACAAACAUCAAUCCUCUCAACAAUCUGAACAAUCCACCUGGAGCAGUCCCAACAUUGCACGUAUGCUGAACCUUCAAACUGAAGAACUUGAACAACUUGAAGGAAUUAUCGCACUCCACUUGGGAGAAUUGAAGAAACACUUCAUUUUCGACAACCACACCAUCGAAAGUUUGCCAGAAACCAUUGAGCAAAUAUUGUCGAACUACGAAAAUGGAAAGAAAAUCGAAUACACCAAAUUGUUCAACAACAGGAAUGGAGUUAUUGCAUACCCUACUGUAACUGGUCUGCCAUUCUUCAUCAAAUACGAGGUACCAGUCCUUGUACAUAUUGAAGGUAGCGUUAAGGCAAAAUCUCAGCCACGUUUCGCUUCCAAUGGAGAAUUUAUUCUUCCCGAAAAGAUCGAACUAGGAGGAGAAUUGAAGAUUGCAGUGUCAGCCAAACAGCAACUCAAAUACGGUUUCGUAGCACCAUUCUCUCACCAUGAAUACUACGCAGGAAGAGACGAUGACGUCCAGGUCUACUUGCCAGUCAAGUCUGAAAUCGUUGUUGAUAUCAAGAAAAACAAAUUCCAUUUCGAAAUUGAACCUCUUGAAACUGAAAGAAAGAUCAAAAUCUUCCAAGUGACAUCCGCACCAUACACCUCUAAACAAGAUAUUUUGGAAUUAGACGCUUCAGCUGAAAAGAAAAACGUCCACAUAAUCCGCAAGAGCAACCCACAACAAUGGGAACAGAUCAUUGGAGAUCGUUCCAUUGGAAUGGCUUUCCGUGUCAAAUACGAAAAUGAUGAUAGGUACUAUAGCAUCAAGGAUUUGGUCAAAGAUUUCUAUGAACUGGAUGCUUUGUACAAGAAAGUCGAUGUCGAAUAUGUUCCAGAAUUAUCCCGCAACAAGAAAUUGUCCACAGAUGUAAUCUACAGGCAAGAAACGAAGAAGGAAUGCAAUGAACAAGAUGGUAAAGCUAUGAUUGCCAAAUUAUCUGAACUCCCAAGGCGUCAAGAUGAACGUGUUGCUGAAAUCACCAAAUACGCUUCAGCAGGUAUCCAGAAUGCUAGAAUGCAAGUGUUGGAUGCUAGCGUUCAUUUCAGCGGAGAACAAAGCGUUGAUUAUAUCAUGACAAUGACCUAUGCAAGAAACCAAGAGGAUUCCAAAUCUCGCCUCUUGGCCUAUGUUAAAAAACAUUGCACUCAGAGCAGACCCUUCGCUGCAGCUGUCUCGAUGAAAUUCGAUAUGGCUCGUGUCACUGGACUCGAUGUAGAUUACAUCAUGAACACAAACCUUCAAUCUUCUGUAACCAUCGAUGGUGCCUUCUCUGAAACUCUCCCAACUAAAAACCAAUUCCAAAUCGAAGCUAAACUCAAGAGGAGCAGUGCUCGUAAACAGUAUUUGAUGGAACAACCCUACUACCACAGGUGCCAGAGUGAAUCACAACAAGGAAACAAACAACUUUUGGCUUGCGCUAAUAUUACUCAAAUGGCUGGUCUUCUCGAUUCCAUGUCUAUCAAGAUGAAAUACUCAAAAAUGAGCUCCAAGGACGUUUACUCUGUAUUGUCUGCAUACAAUUCUUUCGUUCCACAAGAUUCAGUGUUCGGUAUCGAAUACAAACAACACAAAAACAAACAAGGAGAAAUCGAUUUGGAAGUACAAUUCUCCCCUGAACUAGAAAGAGCAAAUAUUUCCUUGUACAGCAGAGAUGUUCAGGCUUACAUCAAAGAUAAAGCAGUUGACUCAUGGGCAAGACAUGUGUUUGUUAGUCAUCCAGUCUUCAACGUUGUAGAUCGUGUUGCAGGAAAAUUAUACGGUCUCAAAACAUUCAAACCAAUCUGUACCAUGGAUAAGAGUGCAGCAUAUACUUUCGAUGGAUACGAGUACCCACUCACCUUGAGCAACUACUGGACCGUCCUCAUGCAAUAUGUUCCUCUCCGUUCAUCUGAUGACUCAUACUCUACAGUAGAAGAACAACUGAAACACGAAUUAUAUAACUACGUCGUCUUGGCUAAGCAAAGCAGCCAGAGUUCCCACCAGAAAGAUGUCAAAAUUGUGGUAUCAACUCCAGCCACUGAAGGCAAAGUUGUAGAAAUCACCAUGAAACCAAUGAGCAGUGGAGAAUACCCUCAAGUUUACGUUAACGACAAGCAGAUCUCUGUUAAACGCGAUGGAGACUCAGAAACCUAUUACAACCAAGUGACCAUUCUUGGUCUUCCUAACAAUGAAGUCUACGUCAGAGUACAUGAUGACUUCUAUGUGAUCUAUGAUGGAAAACGCGUCAAAAUUACAUCUCUUGGUGUUAAAUUGCGCAACAGAGUCCGUGGUCUUUGUGGAACCUUCGACAGCCUCUCUUAUGAUGAUUUCACCACCCCCAGCAACUGUGUUGUUCGUGAUGCCAAAGAAUUGAUUGCCAGCUACACCGUUUUGAAGAACGGUGAAAGCAGCCCUGAGGUAACUGAAUAUAAGAACUCCCAUAAAAGCAAAUGUAUCCACAAGAAGCUCCCUCUUUACGUGAACUACAUCAGCAAAAAAGAGAAGAGUAUGUAUUCAUCCCAAUCUCCAUCAAGAACCCAGCAGUCUAGCAGUUCUUGUAUGAAUUACCAGACCAGAUAUGUGGUUGAAAAUGUUCAAAUGUGCUUCACCGUCCGACCAUUGAAGGUUUGCAGUCCUGGAUGUCAAGAAGAAUCCACUGUCUACCAGAGCGUUGAUGUUCACUGCGUAGAGAACAAGAAUGUUGCCUCGUUGUGGAAGUCUCAAAUUGACAAAGGAGCAAGCCCCGACUUCAGCCACAAGUCAGUCACCAAGAGCGCCCAAAUUCAAGUACCUAUCUCCUGUAGAUCUUAUUGAUUAUUAUGACCCUUAAUAGAAUAUCGACGAACAUCCCAAAAAUGUACAAAAAAAUGUAAAUAAAGCAUUUUCUAGCAAUAUUA
Molecule: messenger RNA, 5573 nt
Organism: Harmonia axyridis
Lineage: Eukaryota; Metazoa; Arthropoda; Insecta; Coleoptera; Coccinellidae
Product: vitellogenin-like
Exons: 4
Coding region: 115-5490 (1791 amino acids)
Biological process (GO): lipid transport
Molecular function (GO): lipid carrier activity
Source: RefSeq, a predicted model, not a curated record